UAAGAAGAAGAAGAAGAAGAAGAAGAGGCAGAAGAAGUGGGAGGCUUGUCCCUGAAAGAGCUCAUUGUGGGGCGGGAUGUGUGUGUGUGGUGUCAGAUGAGAGGACCCCCUCCUCCUUAACUAGCUGGUCAGCGGUGGAGGGAUAACGAACGCCACCUCCGCUCAACUCUCCAGUUGGAGAUUGCGUUAAGCGUGAAUCAUGUCCGUCGUCAUUAGUACACACUGGGAGUGGAGACGAAAUUGUGCAAGAUACGGAUAACAGCGUCAAACAAGCCCCGUGUGGACUCAGACAAGUUUCCAGCUCGUCCCGAGAGUGUUUGUGCCGUGAUAAUGCCUCAGCGGAGGCUCUGCUGCUCCUGCUGCUGCUCCUCACACCCGUCGCAUUAUUAUGCUGCUGCUGCCUCCCUCACAUGUGCUUCACGUUGAAGAAGUGACCAGGAGAACGCCUGCAACAAGGAGGGCGACUCAGCCCGAAUCUAAAACCUGAGCGGAUACUUUCAUUUUUCUUUCGCCGUGCCGGGAAUCUUCCUUAAGUGGACGCGGUGGUGGAGGAGGAGGAGGAGGCGAGGAGGAGAAGAAGGAGAAGAAGAAGAAGAAGAAGAAGAAGUAAAAAGUUCUUGUACUUGUUGGACGAACAGGAAACAUGGGGAACGCAGGGAGCAUGGAGCAGCACACUGAUUUCAGAGGACACAACAUGCCUCUGAAACUGCCCAUGCCAGAGCCAGGGGAGCUGGAGGAGAGAUUUGCCAUCGUUUUGAAUUCGAUGAAUCUUCCUCCAGACAAAGCCCGACUUUUGCGGCAGUACGACAACGAGAAGAAGUGGGAACUCAUUUGUGAUCAGGAGCGAUUUCAAGUGAAAAACCCACCGCACACGUACCUCCAAAAGUUGAGGAGUUAUCUCGAUCCAGCGGUCACAAGAAAGAAAUUCAGACGGAGGGUUCAGGAGUCCACCCAAGUCCUGAGAGAACUGGAAAUUUCAUUACGGACCAAUCAUAUAGGGUGGGUGCGAGAAUUCCUAAAUGAAGAGAAUAAGGGCCUGGACGUCCUGGUGGAGUAUCUCUCUUUUGCACAGUAUGCAGUCACGUUUGAUGGCGACUGUUUGGAGAACAACCCGGACGCUGCCAUAGAUAAGUCCAAGUCCUGGAGCCGCUCUAUAGAAGACCUGCACAGAGGAGGCACCCUGCCAUCUCACAUCACUGGGAACGGCAUCACACGCGCUGGGCGACAUUCCACGUUACGCCAUCUAUUCAUCCGUCUGCCAGUCUUCGACAGCAGGUCACCUAACACGGCGAGCUGUCCAAAGUGCGCUCAAACAAAAUGCUGUAACACCCUGCCCAGCCGACGAACUCUGAAAAACUCCAGACUGGUGUGUAAAAAAGAUGACGUCCAUGUCUGUAUCAUGUGCCUACGUGCUAUCAUGAACUACCAGUAUGGAUUCAACAUGGUUAUGUCCCACCCACAUGCUGUGAAUGAAAUUGCACUAAGUCUCAACAAUAAAAAUCCGAGGACUAAAGCUUUGGUCUUGGAGCUCCUGGCGGCAGUUUGUCUCGUGAGAGGAGGACAUGAAAUUAUUCUCUCGGCGUUCGACAACUUUAAAGAGGUAUGUCAGGAGACGCAGCGGUUUGAGAAGCUCAUGGAGUAUUUCAAGAAUGAGGACAACAACGUCGACUUCAUGGUGGCCUGUAUGCAGUUCAUCAACAUCGCUGUGCACUCGGUGGAGGACAUGAACUUCAGGGUUCAUCUACAGUACGACUUCACCAAGCUGAGUCUGGACGACUACUUAGACAAACUAAAACACACAGAGAGCGAUAAGCUGCAGGUCCAGAUCCAGGCGUACUUGGAUAACGUCUUUGAUGUCGGAGCGCUCCUCGAGGACGCGGAGACUAAAAACGCUGCUCUGGAGCGAGUGGAAGAGCUGGAGGAGAACAUGUCCCAUUUGACGGAGAAGCUGCAGGACACAGAGAAUGAGGCCAUGUCCAAGAUCGUGGAGCUGGAGAAGCAGCUGAUGCAAAGAAACAAGGACCUUGAAUCCCUCAUGUCCGUCUACAAAGAGACCAGCUCGCAGGUGCACACGCUGCGGCUUACACUGAAGGAGAAAGAUGAGGCCAUCCAGCGACAGAGUAACCUGGAGAAGAAGAUCCAUGAGCUGGAGAAGCAGGGCACCAUCAAAAUCCACAAGAAAGGAGAUGGCGACAUCUCCAUUCUGCCCUCACCGCCUCCUGGCGUGGAGGGUGUGCCGGGUGCCGUGAUUGGUGGAGGAUUGAGUGGAGCUGUCAGUCCAAACCAUGUCGGAGGUGUUGCAGUGUCAAACGGACCAUCAUCAGCCAUUCCAACAGCAGUAGCACCCCCGGCUCCCCCACCGCCUCCUCCACCUCCACCUCCUCCCCCUCCACCACCUCCUCCUCUUCCCCCACCUGGGAUCUCAGCUCCUCCGCCUCCUCCACCUCCUCCGAUGGCGCCCCCACUGCCUGGCUGUGGGACACCCACUGUCAUCAUGAACUCGGGGUUAGCUGAGGGACCCAUCAAACUUUUCUCUGUGAAGAUCAAGAAACCCAUCAAGACAAAGUUCCGCAUGCCUGUCUUCAACUGGGUAGCGCUCAAACCAAACCAGAUCAACGGGACAGUUUUCAAUGAGAUCGACGACGAGAGGAUACUAGAGGAGCUGAACGUGGACGAGUUUGAGGAGAUAUUUAAGACGAAAGCCCAGGGGGCACCGAUUGAACUCAACAUGAGCAAGCAGAAGGUCAUGCAGAAGGGACCCAGUAAGGUUUCUCUGCUGGAGUCCAACAGAGCAAAGAACCUGGCCAUCACGCUGAGGAAAGCAGGCAAGACCCCUGAGGAGAUCUGCAAGGGCAUCCAGCUGUUCGACCUUCGGACUCUGCCGGUGGACUUUGUGGAGUGUCUGAUGCGCUUCCAGCCCACAGAGAACGAGAUCAAAAUCCUGCGACAGUUUGAGAAGGAGCGCAAGCCCCUGGAGAGCCUGACGGACGAGGACCGCUUCAUGAUGCAGUUCAGCAAGAUCGAGCGGCUCAUGCAGAAGAUGACCAUCAUGGCCUUCAUCGGCAACUUCUCUGAGAGCAUCCAGAUGCUCACACCGCAACUUCAUGCCGUCAUUGCUGCAUCAGUGUCCAUCAAGUCAUCACAGAAGCUAAAGAAGAUUCUGGAGAUUGUCUUGGCACUUGGAAACUACAUGAACAGCAGCAAAAGAGGAGCGGUGUACGGAUUCAAGUUGCAAAGUCUAGACUUGCUCCUUGAUACCAAGUCCACGGACCGUAAGCUAACACUGUUGCACUACAUAGCCAAUGUGGUGAGGGAGAAAUAUACGCAGGUUUCUCUCUUCUACAAUGAGCUGAACUAUGUGGAGAAAGCUGCCGUCGUCUCGCUGGAUAACGUUUUGCUGGACGUGAAGGAGCUGCAGAGGGGGAUGGAGCUGACCAAACGAGAGUACAGCAUGCACGGCCACAACACCAUGCUCAAAGACUUCAUCACGCACAACGAGAGCAAGCUGAAGAAGCUGCAGGAGGACGCCAAAAUUGCACAGGACGCCUUCGACGAGGCGGUGAAAUUCUUCGGGGAGAACACCAAAACCACGCCGCCGUCCGUCUUCUUCCCCGUGUUUGUGCGAUUUGUUAGGGCGUACAAGCAAGCAGAAGAGGACAAUGAGCAAAGAAAGAGACAGGAGCAGAUUUUGAGGGAGAAACUUCUGGAGCAAGAAGCCAUGAUGGAGGAAGACCAGAAGUCUCCAUCCCAUAAGAACAAGCGGCAGCAACAAGAGCUGAUCCAGGAGCUGAGGAAGAAACAGGUGAAAGACAGUCGGCAUGUUUAUGAGGGCAAAGACGGAGCGAUUGAGGACAUCAUCACAGAUUUGAGGAAUCAGCCUUACAGGCGAGCGGACGCUGUGCGGAGGAGCGUCAGGAGACGCUUUGAUGAUCAGAACCUGCGGCCGAUGAACAACGGCGAAGUUUUCAUGUGAUGAGGGAACAGAGCAUGUGCUGGGAGGGAGGGAGGGAGGGAGGGAAGGAAGGAAGAGAGAGAAGGAAGUGAGGGAAGGAAGUGAAAUGUCAGGAAAGAGGGAGAGACAAGAAGGUCGGAUGCAGAGCGAAGGCUGAUGAGUGUCAUAGCAACCAGAGAGAUGAGUAUGUAUAUAUAUUACAUAAGAAUACGUGUUAUUCCAUGUCUGUGGUAUAGUAGCAGCUUUUCACUAUGAAGGACAGAGGGAUGUAUGGGAACUUUUAAAGGUCGCUUUCCGAAACCUUAGACAAACUAAGUGCCUGAACUUAUUUUUGUGGUCUAACGUCGCACUGUGUUCUCUCUCUUUUUUUUUUUAAUUAAUCUGCUUAAAGCAAUACGAUUUGACAAGGCUUUAACUUUGGGACGUGUAAAACUGGACUCGUGGCUUAAAGAGCCACGUAAAGAGACUCUUUCCCCCCCGGAGAGACAUAUUGAAGAAUGUAUGGGAUGUGUGUCCCCCCCCCUCUUCAGCUGUUACAGGUAUUACUAACUUUUAGUGAUGCUAUAUUCACACAUUGGGAAUAUUUCGGUACACUUUGGUGCUCUCUCUCUUUUUUUCCCCGUUCCUCUCACAAACAUUCUUCUCAUCUUCAAACCACAAAGGGCUGACGAUCAGAGAGAAAGAAAGUGAAAUCUGUAUUUGUACUAAAUAAUGUAUCGUACAUUUAACAAAAAAAAAAAAAUGAUGAGUCAUAUUUUUUCAGAGUAAGCCCAGGAUAAUAAUGUGAAUUGUAUAUAAUCUGACCUCGUUAUACCGACUGCCUUUUCACUGGGUUCAGCCUGACUUUGUAGCUCCUUAUCUGUAAAAGAAGGCGGGAACUGAACUGUCCAUUUUUUAUUAUUAUAACAAUUUGGUUUCUGGGAACAAAUAAAAAAAAAAAGGAAGCAUAAAAACUGCACGAAUAAUAAUGCCCGAAUGCUACUGGAUGAGCUCCUCAUCAAAACUGGACAGAACUUGGCGUCACAUUCCCCGGUUAAUCGUAUUCCGUGCUACUGUGUCUACUCACUUUAUUUGUAAUUUUAAUGUAUAGUAUUUAACCACUGAAAAGAUUCCGUUUAAGCUCGUGUUUUCCAUCUAAUGUGUCGAAAAUAAAACGCACGCAACACAAAAAACAACGUUCCUAAAUGUACAGAUAUUUUGCUACAAACAUGUUUUUUUUUUUACUUAUUCACAUUACCAGACGGUUAAUAUUGUAAAUAUUGUUUAAACAAAAAAAGUUUUCAUUGCCUUGUCUUAUACAACUUGAAUGUUAUUUUAACUUAUAGAUUUUGUUUCCAUUUUUUUUUUUUUUGUAUAUUUAAUAAUGACGCCAAAUGCAGUUAAAGUCACGUCACAUCUCACACGAUGCAGGAGGACGAGUGCGUUUACUCAAAGACAGACACAAAUGUCUGUUCAUGUUUGAGCUUCAUGGUCAAAACCAGUUAACUCGUGAACCAGUUUAGUGUUUGUUGACCUGUGCUGGUUUUGUGUCUCACUGAACGUCUCGACUGUCAUCACCGUCCACUGUGUGUCUCAGAGUUCUUCCUCUCACGGGAUAAUACUGGCAUGUUCUCUUCUGUUCUUGUUUUUUUACCUUCACCAGAAAUGUAUUUUAGGCAGUUUUCGCUUAUUACAAAAAAAAAAUAACAAGCUUUUUUUUGUUUCAAAUACAAAAUUUUAGGUGAUAUGAGAUUUUCAAUUAUGAUCAAAUAAAAUAUUUACAUAAAUGUUA
This is a messenger RNA of Solea senegalensis (Senegalese sole), 5723 nucleotides long. It is a transcript of the gene fmnl2a, whose product is annotated as formin-like 2a. Gene Ontology annotation, biological process: regulation of cell shape; cortical actin cytoskeleton organization; cell migration. Gene Ontology annotation, cellular component: cytosol. Gene Ontology annotation, molecular function: small GTPase binding; actin filament binding. The coding region runs from base 644 to 3973 and encodes 1109 amino acids. Lineage: Eukaryota; Metazoa; Chordata; Actinopteri; Pleuronectiformes; Soleidae. The transcript is spliced from 29 exons. The record is from RefSeq and is a predicted model, not a curated record.